Molecule: messenger RNA, 1255 nt
Organism: Pygoscelis adeliae (Adelie penguin)
Lineage: Eukaryota; Metazoa; Chordata; Aves; Sphenisciformes; Spheniscidae
Gene: HTR1B
Product: 5-hydroxytryptamine (serotonin) receptor 1B, G protein-coupled
Exons: 2
Coding region: 1-1206 (401 amino acids)
Biological process (GO): bone remodeling; chemical synaptic transmission; vasoconstriction
Cellular component (GO): plasma membrane
Molecular function (GO): G protein-coupled serotonin receptor activity
Source: RefSeq, a predicted model, not a curated record
AUGAGAUACAGUUCUGCUUCCAGCCAGGGGGACGUACCGCUGGCUCAUAUUUGGCAGAAGCUUGAAGUGACACGAUUUCAUUUAUCUACCUCUUUUGAGCCUUUUGCUUCUCAGACUUACCACGGCCGAAACUGCAGCGCCGAGGAAGGGAUCUACCAAGAUGCCACCCCCCUCUCCGGGAAGAUCGUGCUCGCCGUCGUCCUGGCGCUCGUCACGCUGGCCACGGUGCUCUCCAACGCCUUUGUCAUCGCCACGGUCUACCAGACGAGGAAACUCCACACGCCGGCCAACUAUCUCAUCGCCUCGCUGGCCGUCACCGACCUCCUUGUCUCCAUCCUCGUCAUGCCCAUCAGCACCAUGUACACUGUGACCGGCAAGUGGACGCUGGGCCAGAUCGUCUGCGAUAUCUGGCUGUCCUCGGACAUCACCUGUUGCACGGCGUCCAUCCUGCACCUCUGUGUCAUCGCCCUGGACCGCUACUGGGCGAUCACCGACGCCGUCGAGUACUCCACGAAACGGACUCCCAAGCGGGCAGCGGGCAUGAUCGCUCUGGUGUGGGUCUUCUCCAUCUGCAUCUCCAUGCCCCCUUUGUUUUGGCGGCAGGCGAAGGCCGAGGAAGUCUCUCACUGUGUGGUGAACACGGACCACGUCCUCUACACUGUGUACUCCACAGUGGGAGCCUUCUACUUCCCCACUCUGCUGCUGAUAGCCCUCUACGGGAGGAUCUACGUGGAAGCCAGAUCGCGGAUUUUGAAGCAGACGCCAAAGAAAGCAGGUAAAAGACUAACGCGGGCUCAGUUAAUCACAGACUCCCCGGGGUCGUCCUCCUCCGUCACGUCCAUAAACUCCAAGGCCCCCGAGGGAUCCAGCGAAACGGGCUCUCCCGUGUACAUGAACCAGGUGAAGGUGAAGGUCUCGGAUGCCCUGCUGGAGAAAAAGAAGCUCACGGCCGCUAGAGAGCGGAAGGCUACAAAGACUUUAGGGAUUAUUUUAGGAGCUUUCAUCGUCUGUUGGCUGCCCUUUUUCAUCAUCAGCCUGGUGUUGCCUAUUUGCAAGGACGCUUGCUGGUUCCACGGGGCCAUCUUUGACUUUUUCACGUGGCUUGGAUAUCUCAACUCCCUCAUCAACCCCAUCAUCUAUACUAUGUCUAACGAAGACUUCAAACAAGCUUUCCACAAACUCAUACGUUUCCGAUGCACAAGCUGAAAAUUUUGAAUGCGAUGUGUCCUCCGGGUCUGCCCCCAUGCACGCCCGU